Molecule: messenger RNA, 5760 nt
Organism: Gadus morhua (Atlantic cod)
Lineage: Eukaryota; Metazoa; Chordata; Actinopteri; Gadiformes; Gadidae
Gene: itga9
Product: integrin, alpha 9
Biological process (GO): cell-cell adhesion; integrin-mediated signaling pathway; cell-matrix adhesion
Cellular component (GO): integrin complex; external side of plasma membrane
Molecular function (GO): integrin binding
Source: RefSeq, a predicted model, not a curated record
GUGAUGCUCGACGCUUCAAACCAGUCGCCCCUCACACCGUGACCGCAUUCAUCGCCGGGACAUGGAUCUUGUGUGCAACAGCUCUCGCAGAUUGACGUACUAGAAUGGAGAGGAGUUGACGCACCGUUUCUUCCAGGACCGGACCAUUCCCUUUUUUUUUUUCUCCACCAGAAACUUUGAAAAAACCCAUGCAGUUCCAUCUUCCUGACUUUGGUAGACUUGAAACAAUCGGAUGUUAACUUUUGCAACUGUUUAACUUGCGGUGCGCUGACAAUUCCUCACUUUUGGUUGUUUUUUGGGGUACGUAUCGCUGCUAUAAGUAAUGUGCAGGAGGAUGGCUCCACCGCUGACCCUCACCACGGGAGUACGACAUGUUUUCUGCGCGUUUCUUUGGAUUUCCCUCACUUAUUCGUACAACAUUGAUCUAGAACAUCCCAUAGUGUUCCGUGGACCUGAGUCGAGUUUCUUCGGGUACUCUGUGCUGCAGCAUUAUCACAACAAUACGCGCUGGGUACUGGUCGGGGCGCCGAAGGCCAACUCUUCAUACAGUAGCUCCGUGCACACGCCUGGAGCCCUGUACAAGUGUCGUGUUCAUAGCAACCCGGAACACCGUUGCACCGAGAUUGACCUGGGAAGAGGAAACAAGCAGAGGGAGUCUUGUGGGAAGACGUGCCACGGCGACCGGGACGAUGAGUGGAUGGGAGUGAGCUUGGCCCGCCAGGACAAGCCCAACGGCCAAAUACUGGCCUGCGCCCACCGGUGGAAGAACGUGUUCUACGAAAAGGAGCAGUUCAUCCUGCCCCACGGAUACUGCUCCAUCAUCCCCCCCAACCUGCAGGGCCACAACAGGGCGCUCAUCCCCUGCUAUGAAGACCAUAAGCAGAAGUACGGAGAGGAGCACGGAUCGUGCCAAGCAGGGAUAGCGGGGGUGUUCACAGAGGAGCUGGUGGUAAUGGGGGCUCCGGGGUCCUACUACUGGACUGGAACCAUCAAGGUGUACAACAUGUCUUCCAACACCUUCUACAACCUCAACAAGGAGGAGGUGAAAUCCGAUCACUUCAAAUACCUCGGCUACGCGGUGACCGCGGGACACUUCUCCGCCCCCAACGUCAUGGAUGUGGCCGCUGGGGCCCCCCAGAGCAGCGGCAGUGGAAAGGCGUACAUUUUUAAAAUCGAGGGAGGAUCUCUGGUCAAGACUUUUGAAGCCUCCGGGAGUAUAAUGGGCUCUUACUUUGGCUCCUCGUUGUGUGGGGUUGAUCUGAACCGGGACGGCCUAUCAGACCUGCUGGUGGGCGCCCCCAUGCACAGCCACGUGCGGGACGAGGGCCAGGUCACUGUUUACCUCAGCAGGGGCAACGGAUUGAUGGAGGAGGCCGCAGUCUUGAAGGGAGACAACGCCUACAACGCACAUUUCGGAGAAAGCAUUGCGGCGAUCGGGGACAUCGACGACGACGGCUAUCAAGAUGUGGCCAUCGGUGCUCCUAAGGAAGAGGAGUUUGCAGGAGCUGUGUACAUCUACCACGGGGACAGCGAGGGGAUUAUCACCAAGUACUCCAUGCGGUUGUCUGGACGUACCAUCAGCCCGGGCCUGCAGAUGUUCGGCCAGUCCAUCUCUGGCAGUGUGGACAUGGAUGGCAACGGAUACGCAGAUGUCACCAUUGGGGCGUUCAUGGCCGACAGCGUGGUGCUGUUGAGGACCCGCCCUGUGAUCAGCGUGGACGUGUUCAUCUUCCUGCCCGUGUCCAUCAACAUCACGGUGCCACAGUGCCACAAGGGGCCCCAAAACCUCAACUGCUUCAACCUCUCCGCCUGCCUGCAGUUUCGUGGACGGCAGGUGCCAGGACAGAUAGAGCUGCUGUACAACCUGACGGCUGAUGCGGACAAGAGGCAGCGGGGCCAGCCCUCGCGCAUCUACUUCUCCCAGAACGGCGUUCCGGUCAGCGUGCUGAGCCAACAGCUCAACCUAGACAUCAACAGGGAGGUGUGCCAGCACUUCACAGCAUAUGUCAAGAAGGACGUGAAGGACGUGUUCACCGCCAUCAGCUUCGAGGUGGCCUACAGCCUGGGCAAGCACGUCUUGGGGGCUUCGGGCGGACACCUGCCCGCCCUGGCCCCCGUGCUGCGCUGGAAGAAGGGCGGCAAGAUCGCUGCGAAGAACGAGACUUUCUUUGAGAAGAACUGCCUGUCGGACGACUGCGCCGCGGACCUGAGACUCAGCGGCCAACUCUUGCUUUCUGGGUUGCACAGCAAGCCCCACUUGGCACUGAGGGUUAGGAACAUCUCCCUCAAUCUCACCGUCUCCAACACCGGAGAUGACGCGUAUGACACCAACAUCUACUUCAACUUCUCCAGGGAGGUGUUCUACAUCAACUUCUGGCAGAAGGAAGAGAAGGGCAUUUCCUGUGAACUGGUCGAACUGGACUUCCUGAAAUGCAGCGUGGGAUUUCCGUUCAUGAGAGCGCAAACCCAAUAUCACCUGGCCGUCAUCUUCGACACCACGGUCUCCGGGGAAAAUGACACGCUGCGGUUUCUGGCCCAAGCGAAGAGUGCGAACCCUGAGCACAAACUGGAGGACAACACGUUGGACCUCUCCCUGCCUCUGAUCCACGAGGUCGACACCACCCUCACCGGAGUGGUGAGCCCCAGCUCCUUCGUCUACGGCAGCUCCGUGGACGCCUCGCGCUUCGUCCAGCUGGAGGACAUGGAGUGCAACUUCCAGCCCCUCAACCUCACCUUCCAGGUGAUCAACAACGGCCCCAGCAGGCUGCCGGGCUCCACGGUGGACAUCAGGCUCCCCAACCGCCUGUCGGGCAGCGGGGCCGACAUGUUCCACAUCCUGGACACGCAGGUGGCCAAUGGCAGGGGGAACUGCACGCUCCACAAGAACCCCUCGCCCUGCACCAUUCCCCAGGACCAGGAGAGCAUCUUCCACACCAUAUUUGCCUUCUUCACCAAGUCGGGGCGCCGGGUCCUGGACUGUAACCGGCCCGGCAGGGCUUGUAUGACCAUCUCCUGCAGCCUGGGCCCCCAGUUGAAGGACGAGCCUCUGAGUAUAGAGGUCAAACUCCUGCUCAACACGGAGAUCCUGAAGAGGGACAGCUCGUCUGUGAUCCAGUUUGUGACCAGAGCCCACGUCCAGGUGGAUAACAGGGCCAUGGAGGUGCCAAACGGCCUGCCGGAUGAGAUCUCUCUGCUGUUCGAGGCGCUCCACAGCCAGGAGCCGCGAGGGUACGUCGUGGGCUGGAUCAUCGCCAUCAGCCUACUGGUUGGGAUCCUCAUCUUCCUGUUGUUAGCGGUGCUGCUCUGGAAGAUGGGCUUCUUCCGCAGGCGCUACCGGGAUAUCAUCGAGGCGGAGAAGAACAGGAAGGACAGCGACGAGAGCUGGGACUGGAUGGACAAGGACCACUGAGAGUGCAGAUUUGGGGGUGGUGGGUGGUGGCGGGGGGAGGCAAAGUGAGUGAGGGUGGGGUGGUGGCGUCACCGAACUGACCCUAUGUGGCACCACGUCUCCCCAUACCCCCCCCCCAGCCCAGACAAAGACAGUGGGGGUCACACACCCCUUUCAGUCUUCCAUAUGUGGAAGAGAGAACUCAAAUAUUCUCCAUAUUUUCUGGAGACCUGCUAUUUUUUCCGCUGGGGGACCGGUGUCCAGGAAACAGACAUUGGUGAGACGGCCGUGUGUUGUCACCAGAGACAGAGACAGCCCCCUCCCCCCCCCCCCCCCCCCCCCCCCCCCACGGAAGGUAACGCCCGGGUCUGCCCCAUGAAGCUGACGAUGGAGGAUGACAUCCUUCUGGGGUUGUUGGAAUGAGACACGUACUAUUGGACAACAGAACCCUCAGGGCAGUGUUAAAUAGCACAUUUAUUUUUAUAUAUAUAAGAUACCAAAUUUGGCCUUCGAGAAGGAUUGGGGAAGGGAGGAGGGGUUGUUUCUGCCAAUGACGAUCAUACUGAAUCUGAAUCUAGCAUAUGUUUAAAAGCACUGAUGUAUGAUAGGGGUUAGAUGUGUGGUUGGAUCCAUAGUUUAUCUUUUGCGAGCCAAAGAUAGGCUGUGAAUGAUGUAUGAUUGGUCAGUUUGUAUAUCCAGCGCUGGCUGCAAGCCAAAGAUUGUAUCUUCUCUGUACUAUUCCUGGUUCCACAUUAACGCUUAUCUAUUGAUCUCCUUUUCCCCUACGCAAAAACAAAAAGGCAAUAUCUUUGAAUGGUUUGUGACCUCCCAAUACAAGCAUUCCUAUUCAUUGGAGUUGGGCUCUUGACUUGGGUUUGUGUUAGUGAUAUUUGAAGGAAUUACCAUUUGGCAAAAGAGGCCUAAAAUGAACACAAUAAAAGCCAUGGCUUCCAGCACUGUUUGUAUACCGCAGAAAAUAACUUUCAAAUUACGAUGGACAAAGAAAAAGGACAAAAUAAAAUGCAGCUCUUGCAUGGAACUGUUGCAGCACUGGUACUUGAAUCCAACAACAAACCUGUCGCUGGUAAACAAACUCUGAACUCUUUGCAGACUAAACAACGCGUGAUUCGUUGGUCUUUGGAGUUUGCGUUAAACGUUUGAUGACGUUGGUCUAGUCAGAAUAAUCUGCUUGAUUGUGUUUUUGUGGUAUACACAUGUCUGUACUCGAGCAGUGUAAACUUUCGGCGACAUAAUACUGUUUAGUGUUAGAAGAAUCUUAAGGCUUAUAGAGAGAAAUGUGAGAUACUUCCAAGUCCCCGUGGCAUGAUGAAAGUCUGGGAGGGAAGUCUACCUACAUUUAAAGAGGCCCCCCUGGCAUGAGUGAUCCCCUAAAAAUAGGUGGGAAUGUGCUCCACAUUACAUCACUAAACACAAACUAGUGCUCUCUGCCCCAUGGGAAACACUCAUUUUUAAGUCAACAAUUCGGAAUGUUAGCGCCCUGAAAUUCUGCCACCGUUAAAACUGAGCAAGACACAGGGCCACACGUGAACCCCGUGUUGAACACUGCAUGCUCUGAAGUGUCCAUUCAAAUGUUGGGGUUACAUCCAGUGUUUAUGAAUGUGUAGUCAAUGGAGUCAUAGUCAUGUUGUUAGAGCAAAAGAUGACGUUGCCUGUCCAUUUGGGUAAAAGAGAAUCCCCAGCCAAUGGGGUUUUGUUCAACUGUAACAUUUCCAAAUAUAUAAUCAUUUUUUUUGUUGUUUGUUUCAGGGAUAUUGCAGGAUUACAUUAAACCCUUUAAUAGAACAAGGGGUUUAGUUUAUUUCUUUCAAGGUGCCCUGGAGCCAGAUUUUGAAUGUGCAAUGCCAAAGAACAAGAUUAAGUAUAUUUUAAUGUGUUUCUCUUGGAGUGACAAAAUUAUGUAGCACUCACCAAACUUUAGUGCUAAAAGAAGACACUUUAUACUCCACCUUUUUUUGAUGGCUUGGAACCCUAUUACGCUGCAAGGAUUAUGUUAUUGACUGGGAACACAUAGGCCUACUUUCAUUUCAACCCUUCACUAUUCCACUGGCAUGGCGUAUACUGUGCACAUUCAUGUCUUCCCUCUGCACCCUGUUAUUGUCAUCUCUGUACGUGUUGGCAGAAAAUACACUUGACUUUUGUUUUUGUUCUCGUUUUUUUUUUUUUUUUUUACUGUGAUUGUUCGAUUUUAUUUUUUUUGUUUGUAUGUUGUCACCAUCAUCACAUAUGUAUUGUUUUUGGAGUUUUGAUUAUACUACUGUCACUGAAGAUCAUUUGCAUUAGAGUGUGCUUUAUAUUUUGAUGUUUAAACUUUAAAGAUGUAUAUUUAUCUCGUGAUAAAUGUUACAAUUGAA